CGUCUCUUUCUAUAUUCCGGCUUGCUAGUUUGGUGGUUCGAACGGGGAGAAUUAUCCAGGAUGGAUUGAAGUUCAAAUUAAGUUAUUUUCUUUCCUUUUUGAAGCUUGGUUCAUCUACCGACUAUCUAAUUAGCUCAGGGAUAAAGAAAGUGGAUGGGUAGCUAGAGGAUACAGACAGAGUGAGGGGUCGAAGCUGCACCUGCAUCUGCAUCUGCAUCUGUAGGAGAUAGGCAGAUGCAUUUACAGUUGAAUUCGCAUUUGCAUUUGGGCAUUUCUACAUGCAGCAGCAGGUGUCUGUCUGUCUAUCUGUCAGUUGGUGACAGCGAGAGCAAAUUGAACAUCAAAGAAACUACCCCGCAGUCAACAUCCAUCACAUCCAUCGCAUCACAUCGCGUCCAUCCAGCCCUCCAGCCCUCCAGCCCUCCAGCCCUCCAGCCCUCCAGUCCAGUCCUACCUCCUCUUCCUCCCUACCGACCUCUCUCCAGCAACUCAAUCAAACACCGCUCAGAUCCGACAAAGAAACUGCACGAUGCAUGCCCCUGUACGUCCUCAUGCCCAACCCACUCCCUCUCUCCCUCUCUGUAUGUACGUGUCACCCAACACCUGCAUCAAGAACCGGAUUUCAAACGCAGUUGCAGAUACACAUGGACAUGGACAUGGAUAUGGAGGGGAAGAUAGAAGGAGGGGAAGAGAAGAGGAGGGGUAAAGCGUCUAUCAUGAAGACAUAAAAGCUGCG
Messenger RNA from Aspergillus heteromorphus CBS 117.55, 736 nucleotides. RefSeq lists its product as uncharacterized. The record is from RefSeq and is a predicted model, not a curated record. Bases 235 to 678 code for a protein of 147 amino acids. NCBI's taxonomy places the organism in Eukaryota, Fungi, Ascomycota, Eurotiomycetes, Eurotiales, Aspergillaceae. The transcript has a single exon.